CUCUCUCUCUCUGUGUUGAAGCUGUAGAUGGGCGGUCUCACUCCGCGCCACGCAGUGUGUCAGUGGACAGCAGCACCAGUUGCGUUUCUCUCUCCGUGGGCAGAAUGUCUCAUGGAGGAGAUUUGGAUGCGUCUGUGAACAUCCACAGGUAGUUUCACAGUCUGCUUCCCCGGCUCCACUUUUGCAUUUUUCUUGCGUAAGCAUAUAAUCGAUUCGGACUCGAGUCUUUUGGUUUUUGUCUAUUUUAACUAAUGCGUUGAGCCGGAUACUUGCAUGCACAUUCUUUUGCAAAACACUGCAGACUGUGCAAUAACCCAGAGGCUAACGAUGCUUGUUUGCAAACAUUUGCAUUAAGUUUUCGAAAGAUUAGAAGAACGCUUGGAUUUUAUUGCAAGUUUGGAUGUGAAGGCGAAAGCGGAAUACAAUGGCAAGCGAUCUGAAGCCUCGGUUGUGUGUGAUGAAGAAAGGAGAGAACGGCUAUGGGUUUCAUCUGCACGGAGAGAAAGGAAAAACGGGACAGUACAUACGGAAAGUGGAGCGCGCGUCCCCGGCGGAGGCGUCGGGACUGCGCGCGGGUGACCGUGUGGUGGAGGUGAACGGCGAGAACGUGGAGAGAGAGACACACCAUCAGGUGGUGCAGCGGAUCAAAGCCGUGGAGCAUGAGACCAGACUGCUGGUGGUUGACCGAGAGACUGACGAGUACUUCCGCAGCCUGCGUCUCACCUGCACGGAGGAAAUGGCCAUCCGGAUGAGCCCUGCAGUCACGACCCCUUCACCUUCACCGUCCACCAGUAAACAGGGCAAUGGCUCGGUUUCCAAACGACCUGAGAUCUCCAAACCCAUCAGGAAACCUCUCUCACGAGCUCCUAAAAAGGAGGUCCAGCCCUCAUCUGAAUCCUCGACCCUGGAGCCGCCUGAGCUUCUGCCGAGGCUGUGUCACCUGGUGCGGUCUGAGGGGGGUUACGGCUUUAAUCUCCACAGCGAGAGGUCCAGACCGGGUCAGUACAUUCGAGCUCUGGACCCCGGCUCGCCCGCUGACCGCGCAGGACUCAAACCUCAGGACAGACUCAUAGAGGUAAACGGCGUGAACAUUGAAAGCAUGAGACACGCUGAAGUCGUGGCCUUCAUCAAGAACGGCGGGAGUGAGACGCGUUUACUAGUGGUGGAUCCGGACACAGAUGAGCAUUUCAAGAAGAUGGCCAUCACUCCCACCAGCAUCCAUGUCAAAGAUUUUGACGAGUCCGUAACGAACGGCUCCAACAGCCCUCAUGUGAACGGGUCGUCAUCCCGAUCCACAUACUCAGACGGCAGCAGUCAGGACACCAACACACAGUUCUCAAGGGAGAGUAGCAGCCAUCUCCUCGACCCGUUUGAAGAAACCGGUCUGUGUCUGAGUCCCACGGCGGCGGAGGCUAAAGAGAAAGCCCACGCCAAGCGCUCCAGAAAGAGAGCGCCCCAGAUGGACUGGAACAAGAAGCAUGAGAUCUUCAGCAAUUUCUGAGUCUUCUUUCCAGAGACGCCCCCUACGUGUGUUGCAUUCAGAGCCCCGGACACGUGACUGCUUUUGAUGAAAAAGAGGCACCUAUUUUGUAGAAAAUGGAAACUUGAAAGCAUAAAAAGUUGAAAAACUCACCGGGAGGGGAUGAGAUGAUUUACACGUUAGGAUUUCUAUCUUACGAAUGGCUAACAAAGUCACAAAUCGAUGAUCUUGCUGCUCGUCUACUGCGUCAUUUUGUGUUCAUGCUGUUCAUUCGAUACAGCUCGUUGACAAUAACUUACAAAAUAGAAUACAAAAGCCAAAUGAGACUAUAAUACAGAACAGCAUACAGACUGUGCUUCUGCAGAACUCGACUGGACACUAAAUAAUGUUAUUCGAUUCAGCACCGAAUUAAAGAAGCUCCUUUCAUGGCGUACAUGUUAUAUGUGAAUCAUCAGAAGAAUUCGAAUUGUUCUUUUGCCAAAAACACAAGCUAUCUGAUAAGUUUUGGUUGUUUUGAAGGGACGUACCACUGCUGGACAUCAUGUUUCUAGGAAUGACUGAGAUUUCAAGAAAGGGGGAGAAACUGGAGCGACCGGGAACUGAGAAUCUGCACUUCUUCACCACUAGAGGACGCUGUUCAUCCACACUUGGGCUUCAUCAUGAGUAAAGCAGAAGAUGUUGAGCCACCAGAGGGAGCAUCGCAACACAUGCUGCUUUCUACUGCAAGAGAAGCGAAACCUCGGCCUCCAACAAGUGCAGAGCUGCAAGAUACACCACAAAGAGUCAUCGCUGUAUUUACAGUAUAGUGUCGACUGGUGCAUUCUGGGAUACUGACAGACAGGUGACAUGCAAGAAGUCACACUCAUGCAAAGCCGAAUCGGCUCAGGAAGCGAAAGUAAUAAACCUCAUAAAACAAUAAAGAGCGGCGCAUGUCUUAUCUAUAGAGGAAUGACAGUAUUGAUGCUGUGACUCAUCUCUGUCAAAGCUGAUUCUGGACACAAGAUUCUCACCCUCAUUUAUUUGCAUUUCAGUAACGCAGACAAUCAUGCGCUAUAUGCAUUUACAGCACUCAUAUCGUGAUAUAUAACAUCAGCAUUACUCUUAUUCAUCUUAAUAAUUCAUGAUACGUUCCAUGUUUGCAAUUUAGUGUCAAUGUAGUCAAGUAGUUCCUGUUUUGUCUUUUCGUUGCUCUCCUAUGCCGAGGUUAAGCAGUAAAGAGAAAUCAUUUCCUGUCCCAAAUAUUCCUAUUAGUAUUAUAUUUUUUUCAAUAAAGUGUGACAGUCACAUUCCGAA
Carassius gibelio (silver crucian carp) is the source of this 2773-nucleotide messenger RNA. RefSeq names its product Na(+)/H(+) exchange regulatory cofactor NHE-RF2. Gene Ontology annotation, molecular function: signaling receptor binding; protein-membrane adaptor activity. The transcript is spliced from 6 exons. Gene Ontology annotation, biological process: protein localization to plasma membrane. NCBI's taxonomy places the organism in Eukaryota, Metazoa, Chordata, Actinopteri, Cypriniformes, Cyprinidae. The record is from RefSeq and is a predicted model, not a curated record. Gene Ontology annotation, cellular component: apical plasma membrane. The coding region runs from base 425 to 1501 and encodes 358 amino acids.